UGUAAUGUGUAGUAUUGUUGUGUUUAGCAUGAAUGAAGUUGACUCAGAAAGCAUGCUGUCAGUACUUACAAACACGCUGUCUUGUGAAGUCGGAAUUAUAUCUCAAAGAAAAAUGCCAAGAGUUGUGCCUGAUCAAAGAUCAACUUUUGAUAACGAUGAACUAUUUCGAAGACUUAGUCGAGAAUGUGAGGUGAAAUACACAGGAUUUAGAGACCGGCCUUUAGAGGAACGACAAUUAAGAUUUCAAACAGAAUGCCGGGAGGGUCACGCCGAUAUAGCCUUUGUAGCCACUGGUACAAAUUUACAAUUAAAUUUUGAAUCAAAUGCUUGGUCAGACAAAGAGGAAGAUAGGAUACCCACAAGAGAAUAUGUAGAUUUUGAGAGAGAGCCAGGAAAGGUCCAUCUAAAAUCCCAGUUUAUCUUAAAUGGAGUGUGUGUUAUAUGGAGAGGAUGGAUAGACCUUCACAGACUAGACGGAAUAGGCUGUAUAGAAUACGACUCGGAAAGAGCCGAGGUAGAGGACCAGUUGUAUCGGCAGCAAAUAGAACAGUAUAACCAAAGAUUACGAGAGUUUGAGGAACGACAGAGACAGUACCGGGAACAGCAAGAGAGAAGGUCACAUGACGAACAGGAGUUUUAUUGAAAUGCAGAUACAAUAACCUCAGUGUCAAUCUGGAGAAUCUAUUUCCUGAACUCUCAAAUGACCAAAAAAAACCUCUCUUGAUCCAUCUUCUGUGUCUGUCAUUUUCAGGAGGGUUUUUCAUAAAGACCCAGUCUAAGUCAGACACACAGAGAGCUGGUAAAUGAGUAUCCCCUGGGAUCUCUGUAAACCUAGUACCCCACAGUGUGGCCUCUCUCUCAACCUUUCAUGGACUUCUAAGGAACACCUACAUGCUUAGUGCUUUCAAUUCUUCAUUUAUCAUGUAAAGCAAAAAGUUCAAGAUUUUGCUAUUUUAUUAUUUUCUUUUAUAAGAGCAUUAGCAUUUUUAACUGUUUUUGGAGUUGUUGCAUGAUGUUCAUUUUGUUUGUUUGUUUAUUCAUGUAGCAUAAAAACAUACUCAUUAGCCAGUUCUUCAGCAUUCAGACAUAUAAUGCUACAUUGUUUAUUUUUUGAAGUAUUUUGUUGUUGUAGUGAUAUUUGACUCUGGGAGUGACAUUUGUAUAAAUGUAUACCUAUGUAAAUUCUUCACACUAUGUGUUCAUAUUCAUAAGAGGAAAUACUUUGUUAUUCACUGCCAGAGAUGUAUCCUAUAUCAUUAUGUCAUUUGUUGAUUGGUAUUCAAAAGUUUGUGUGAUAUGUAAAGUCACUGUACUUAAGGAGUUAAGUGAUACAUUAUGCUCAAGGGACUCUUUUUAACUAGAGGACAAGUUUUUUUAUGUAUAUAGAAAAGUUGAUGAGUGUUUUGUUAAAAUGUUAUACAUUCUAGUCAUAAAGAUGUAACCAUGAUAAAUUUGUACAGUUUAUUACUGCCCAUGCAGUUAAUGAAAAAAAAGUAUAUUUAUAGUUGAUCUUUUUAAUUUAGUGCACUUUUAAAAGAAUUUCAUUCCUUGGUGUGACCCCAGAUUCUUUUUUCCAGUGAUUAUAAUUUUUCUUGUAAAUAAAUAUCUUAGAAGAUGCAUCUAUUUUUUUUAUUGAAGAUAUAAAAAUUGAGAUUUUUAAAAGUAAAUUUGUUUAUUUUAUCACUUUUUAUAUGUUUAUUUGAUAUGUUUCCAAGAACAGCAACUCUGAUUCAGUCUAAGAAGUUUCCCAAAAAGUUUUGAGUUUUCCUCAAAGCACCCAAUUCCUUUACAUGUGCACUCUUUUGCAUAAAUGCAAAAAAAUCAAUAAAUUUUGCAUCAGAAUUUAGAGUUAUUCCCCUUAAUUUGGCUGCAUGCAGUAUUGUGCACAAUGCAGAAAAUAUUGCAUCUUCAUAUGAAACCUCAAGUUUUUUGAGAAAUAAAUCCCAACUGUUCAAGAAACAUGCAAUGAGUGGUUUAUAUAAAGAAUUUAUGUAUUAAUAAAAAUGUUACAUUU
Messenger RNA from Saccostrea cuccullata (small rock oyster), 2014 nucleotides. RefSeq names its product core-binding factor subunit beta-like. The transcript has 6 exons. Lineage: Eukaryota; Metazoa; Mollusca; Bivalvia; Ostreida; Ostreidae. The coding region runs from base 5 to 643 and encodes 212 amino acids. The record is from RefSeq and is a predicted model, not a curated record. Gene Ontology annotation, molecular function: sequence-specific DNA binding; transcription coactivator activity. Gene Ontology annotation, biological process: regulation of transcription by RNA polymerase II. Gene Ontology annotation, cellular component: core-binding factor complex; nucleus.